This is a messenger RNA of Suillus paluster, 1854 nucleotides long. RefSeq names its product laccase. The record is from RefSeq and is a predicted model, not a curated record. Gene Ontology annotation, molecular function: copper ion binding; oxidoreductase activity. NCBI's taxonomy places the organism in Eukaryota, Fungi, Basidiomycota, Agaricomycetes, Boletales, Suillaceae. Bases 1 to 1662 code for a protein of 553 amino acids. The transcript has 12 exons.
AUGCUCUCCCUUAAUGUCAUUUUUCUUCUUUGCCUUCAUCUAGCACAUGGAGCAUCCAUCAUCUCGCGAUCCACUUCCUAUCCACUCAACGCUCGUUCGAAUACCAUAGGUCCUAUAACCAAUCUAACAAUUUCUAAUCAAGUCAUAUCUCCAGACGGUUUCCUGCGCUCUGCAACGCUCGCUGGAGGGACAUUCCCGGGUCCAAUUAUCGCAGCCAUAAAGGGAGAUAAUUUCGCGAUCAACGUCGUGAACAGCCUCACUGAUGAUGAAAUGCUCAAAAGCACCAGUGUGCACUGGCAUGGAAUCCAUCAGAACGGGACCAACGAGGUAGAUGGAGUCUCGUUCGUCACACAGUGUCCCAUUGCGCAAAAUCACUCCUUUCUGCACUCCUUCGAUGCUGGGCAACAGACCGGAACCUACUGGUAUCAUAGCCACUAUGCGGUACAACAAUGCGAUGGCCUUCGUGGGCCUUUGAUUAUCUAUGAUCCUGAAGAUCCUUUAUCUUAUUUGUACGAUGUUGACGAUGAGACCACCGUAAUCACCCUCGCUGACUGGUACCAUGUGGUUGCCCCUGUCUUGAGCCAUCUAAAUAUUGGUGCCAUCAAUGGCGAUGCGACACUCAUCAACGGUCUCGGCCGAUAUCAAGGGGGACCCAACAGCGACCUUGCGGUGGUCAACGUCGAGUACGGGAAACGAUACCGCCUACGCAUGAUAGCAAUGUCUUGCCAUUCCAACUUUAUAUUCUCUAUCGAUGACCAUAACAUGACGAUCAUUGAAGCGGACGGUGAGCUGACAGAGCCCCUUCUCGUGGACUCGCUCCAGAUACUCGCUGGACAGCGAUACUCUUUUGUGCUCAAUGCGAUUCAGCCAGUCGACAACUACUGGAUACGCGCAGUCCCAGACACUCCAAGCUCAAGCUUCGUUAAUGGCCAGAACUCUGCUAUCUUGCGAUACAAUGGUGCACCCGUUGCAGAUCCGAAUACGAACCAGACCACAAGUACCAUGCCGUUAGUCGAGACCAACUUGCACGCGCUCAUCAAUCCCGGAGCACCCGGGAUUCCAGAGUACGGACAGGCAGACAUCAACUUGAUGAUGGUGGUCGGCAACACAGGUGGAAUAUAUUCCAUCAACAACGUAGCAUACAAACCUCCCACGGUGCCCGUGCUGCUCCAGAUCCUCAGCGGCGCGCAAGAUGCAACCGAACUCCUUCCGAAUGGAAGUGUUUAUGUUUUAGAAGCCAACAAGGUCGUCGAACUGACGAUGUUGACUAGUACCUUUGGUGGUCCUCAUCCGAUUCAUCUUCACGGUCAUGACUUUGAUGUCGUGCAGAGCGCCGGAAAUAGCUCUUUCAAUUACGUCAAUCCCGUCCGCAGGGAUGUAGUAUCCGGAGGGCUCCGAAACCAACAGAUGGUGAUUAGAUUUGUCACAGAUAAUUCCGGUCCAUGGUUCCUUCACUGUCACGUCGACUGGCAUCUUGAUGCUGGUUUCGCUGUAGUCAUGGCCGAAAGUCCAUCGGAGACUCAGCAGCAUCUGGGCUACAUACCUAAUGCAUGGGACGAUCUUUGCCCGACAUUCGACUCGUUGACCCCAGCCCAGAUUGGAGCGGAGAAUUCUUAUCAGGAAGCACAGAAUAUCAGUACAUCCUUAUUUCCCCCCACGUAGUGUUCAUGGAAGUCCUCGACGGGAACCUUCGAAACUGGCGUGUUUUGAGAAGGAGGUUAGCUUGGGCUUGUUAAAGGACUCCUCGACUUCCUCGGCUAGUGCUCCUAGUGAAAUUAAGUGAGUGAAACGACGAACGAAGCUUCAAAGUUAGCAUGUCGCGGACAGCCUGUGCUCGAUGUAAGACACUCGAUU